Molecule: messenger RNA, 2225 nt
Organism: Symbiodinium pilosum
Lineage: Eukaryota; Dinophyceae; Suessiales; Symbiodiniaceae
Source: the annotation of a GenBank genome assembly
GCACCCACUGGGCGGAGGUCGGCCGGUGCUGCAUGCAAGAUCUCAUAAUUGGAGGCAACCAGAUCUAUGGCUUCCAUGACAAGGAGAACAGGAUCUACAAGCAGAAGCUGGACCACAUGUCUGUGGAGACCAAUUGGACGGUGGCAUCGGCACCAGCCGUCAAAUCUGGAGCCAUCGCCGGGGACGUCGUCUAUGCCAUUGGUGCCGAUCAGUUUUUGCAUAAGCAGAGACUCAGCACAAUGACCUCGGACAGCCCCUGGCAGAAGGCCAACGCAGAGCGACAGCUGGGCUCGAUCGCCAUCUAUGACGGCAUGAUUUACGCCACAGGCACGGACAAGAAGGUGUACAAGCAGCUGCUCAUUGAGAUGGAUUUUCAAACAACCUGGUUGCCCGUUGAAAGAGCGAACCCAGCAAACGGUUGGUUGGACUUGGCUGUCGUGAACGGCUACAUGUAUGCGGUUGGGCCCCGCCACACUGUCUCCCGACAGCGCCUCGCAACCAUGGGCCCUGGCGGCUGGUCCGAGAUCUCCCAAGGUGAAGUCAAAGCCAUUGCAACUCCAGCUCAGCAGGUCUGUCCGCGUCCUGACGGAUGGUGCCAACAGCCUGCCCGGCUUACAGAUUCCACGGACUGCGAUGCUGAUGGGGUCGCCGACCUGGUCUGUGAGGAUGGUCCGAGACGCAGGAUCAUCCACAGCCUCGACUGCGCCGAUGAGACGUACAACAAUGGGCAUGCUCCAAAUUGCAGUCAAAUGCGGACGUUGUUCUUGGUCCGGAGGAUCAACCAGUGGCUCUCAUUUCCUAGCUCAAGAGCUGGGAAGAAGUGCUCCUUUUGGGGCGCAGCGCUCGUCAAGGGCACGAAGGAUAAGUGCAGCUGUGCGCGCGGUACAUUGAGCAGGAUUUGCAUGUACCGCGGCGAACAUGACAGCAAUUCAAAGUGGAACCCACGCAAAAUCCUUCAGCGUGAUCCGUAUAGUCGUAUCUGGAGCCGUGAUUGCCGCUGCGUUGGCGGUGAUGAGAAUGUUCGACUAAGAAGCAACGGCAUCCCAGGAGAGCCUCUCGGGAUCGCAGCAGUCGAAUUCUGCUCGCAACUUUUUGAAGAUGCAGCCAAAAACCAUCCCCUUCCAAGGGAUCCGAUGAAGUGGAACCGCCAGAAGGCAAGGCAAGCAGCCUCAGGCAUAGCGGAUGAGCUUGCCGGUUUUGAGAAUGUGUCCCUUUGUGAGCACAAUCUGACGGAUGAGGCGAAGCUGAAGGAGAUGCUGGGCAACGCAACUGCUCGCUCAUUCGUGCGCGUUUGCCAAGAGGAGUGUCAGGAGCUGGUGGAGACAAUCCACAACCAGACUUCGUACAUCGCCAAGCUAGGCAGCGCCAGAAUGGCGUCAUACACCGACUUGUGCUCCUUGGCUGUCGUUAAGGACGUGGAGUCCCAUUUGUUCGGUUGCUGCGCCAAAACAUGCGGCUGGAACAAGAAGGUCUGCACACUCUGGCCCUUCAUGCCGAAGCAGGACCGCGUUGACUGGACGGAAGAGUGCUGCGCCGAGCAGCACAUCCUCAUCGGGUCGGAGCGGGAGGCAAUGUGCCAGAGCACCUUACUACCAAAGCUGCGGGCGCAAGUGCAGAAGCGCGACCUCCUUCCUCCGGACAUGGGUCUUGCUGACUUCUUGGGAGAGGACGAGCGGUUUGAGUGGACUAAGACCGGCGCCAAGUCGGAGCUUGGGAAGGUGGCUUGGGCCGAGGCCGGUGACCCAGUGAACGACUUGUGGCUGCGAGUGCAGCCCCUCACAGUGCAAGAGGGCCAGGAGCUGGGCUACUGGAAAGUCGUGCCAACUCCAACGUCACUGUUUCAAGCACGUGGCCCCGAGCAUGAGAAGGACUGCAUGAAAAUACACCAGCAGAUCACUGCCUGCACCCAGGAUACGAAGGGGCAUUACAUGAAGAACUGCGAGAGAGCCCACGGCUGGAAAGUACGGGUCGACAAGUCGAACAAGUUCGCCCGCUUUUCUGCCGAAAUUAAGAAUGUGACAGAUAUUGCACAUUGCGCUAGCCGCAAUGCACCGGUCGCCUUCCAAUGGAAGGGGAAGGGGGACCAGGAGCAGAUUUCUUGCUUCGAGUUGAAGAACUUGGAGGAUGGAACGGUUAAGACUUGGCUGGAGAAGCUCAAGCCACUCGCGGAACUCAAUCUAAAAGUUCUCUUCUCGGACACCGCUGUCUACGUGAGGCAUAGCUGA